Verticillium dahliae VdLs.17 is the source of this 1812-nucleotide messenger RNA. Its product is annotated as integral membrane ornithine transporter of mitochondria. The record is from RefSeq and is a predicted model, not a curated record. The transcript is spliced from 4 exons. Lineage: Eukaryota; Fungi; Ascomycota; Sordariomycetes; Glomerellales; Plectosphaerellaceae. Bases 526 to 1518 code for a protein of 330 amino acids. Gene Ontology annotation, molecular function: transmembrane transporter activity. Gene Ontology annotation, biological process: transport.
ACUCUCGAGCAUCAUCGCCCAAGCUGCAUGGGAAGUCGCUACUACGGUCACAGUUCUUGGGGGUUCAGCUCUCGAUCUCCCAGGCAAAGACGGUUGAAACACGACUGAACAAUUCAUUGCCCGCCUCCACUGUCUGAUCUUCCCUUAUCGCCUCGCCUUGGUCUCGACCGCCCACUCAAACGCCGCUAGUUCUCCACCCCCAUCCCGUCACUUGAAGGCCCGUCACAGCUUCACAACGGGGAGGGGUCUGCUUGUACGGAUGGAACCACGUCUAUAGACGUCCGUCCGCGUCGUCACCAGAGUGAGCCGAGGGCCUCUCAACCUCCCUUCAGGCCAAUCUAUUUGCUACCAAUACACACCACGAAUCUUGAAGCUCGAAGCUUCAAAGUCCGCAGACACCAGACCCACGGCAUCUACCCACCGCCAGAUUCACAACUGGACCACCAGCAGCGGCAGAGACGCAGAAGCAUGCCCGCCCAAUUCCUAGAGAGACACCAUGUGCCGACCACCAUCACACCUUCGAUCAUGCCUCAACACGAAAAGCCUCAGAGGCUGGUCAAGCGAUACCGUACAGAAAUUGCCGCCAGCACGUCCAGUGUAUUCUCCACCGUCGUCGCCUUUCCUCUCGACAGCGUGAAGACGCGUAUGCAAACCUACCGAUAUGAUGGCUUCCUCGACUGCGUCCGCCACACGUACCAGACCGAACAGCUACGGGGCUUCUUCAGAGGUGUACUGGCCCCGACCGCCAGCGUGACCCUUGUCCGAACCGUCUCCUUCUCUAUAUACCAGCGCGCCAAAUACGGAUACUCGGGCUGGAUCAAGAAGAACAUGGGCGUUGACGUCCUCGACCACGUCAACAGGAAAGGCACAUAUCCCAACUUUUACUCAGUCGCCUGCUUCGGCGCGGCUGGCGCCACGGCCGGCUCCUGUAUUACAGUCGUCGCUUGUCCGUUUGAGCUCACCAAGCUGAGCGCCCAGGUUUCCGUGUUGCUCUCAGAUCAGAAGAAACUCGCAGAGGCGAACUGCCGCGUGAGCAACGGCCACGCCGUUGCCGCGAGCUACCAGAACAAGGGGACGUUUAAGACGAUGCGUAACAUUAUCCGCCACCGGGGCAUUUUUGGUCUCUAUACUGGUUUUAACCUGCAUCUACUGCGGGACACGCUCGGCACCGCUAUUUACUUCAUGGUGUACGAGAGCGGCAAACAGCUCGGCACAACAUACGGCGGCGACAGCCCCACGACGAACAAAUUGGCGGUCGUUGCGUCAGGUGGACUCUGCGGCAUUGUAUCAUGGGCCAUGAUCUACCCCAUUGACUCUGCUAAGAGCAUCUAUCAGCGCAACUCACUAUUAUACUCGCGAGGCCAGCAGGUCGAGCCGCCCCCAAAGAUCACGUUCUUCCGGAAGCACAUGUAUCGCGGCCUCGGCGUGUCCAUGGGACGCUCCUGCGUCGUCAACGCCAUCUUCUUCUCUGCCUUUGAGUUUACGAAGAAGCACGUCAACUCGCUGGAUGACGAUUAAGGGGGCAAGCUCUUCCCGAACAAGGAAGUUGCUGCACCACCCCACUGAUGAACACCAGAACCACUGGAAACAAAUUUGUAUGGGCAUAACUGAAAGUUUGCAUGGCAUGACAAGGGGCGGCGUUACGGAACUGAUCUUUUUUUUUUCUUUCUCUCUUCCCUCUACGGAGGCAAGUAUGCCACGCGCAUGCCGGACAACGGGGACACGGACAUGGACACGGAUUAGGAACAUGGGGCACAAGGGCGGGUGGAACAGGCCAGAUAGGAAAGACCCAAAGAUAUCGUUCGUCAAGCU